Molecule: messenger RNA, 4408 nt
Organism: Erinaceus europaeus (western European hedgehog)
Lineage: Eukaryota; Metazoa; Chordata; Mammalia; Eulipotyphla; Erinaceidae
Gene: SIDT2
Product: SID1 transmembrane family member 2
Exons: 27
Coding region: 505-3066 (853 amino acids)
Cellular component (GO): membrane
Source: RefSeq, a predicted model, not a curated record
CUGUUUACCGCGCGGCGGCGCCGCACACUUGCGGGAUUUCCGCGCCGGAGCCGCGGCGUCCGCCCGCCUGCCCUUAAAGGGCCCGCACCCCCGGAAAGCGCCCCUUCCCCGUCCCCCAGCCUCAGCCUCUGCUCCCCGCGAGCCCCCUCGUCGCCCACCCCUCUCUCUCCCUCCCCUUUCCCGGCGUCUCCAGGCUCCCGGCAACCGGCGCCCCUCGUUUUCCCCGCCCUGCGGGCGGGAUCAGGGUCUGGGGGCCGCGCUCAGCCCCCUGCCCCCGCGAGCCCCCCUGCCCCGGGUACCACCCUCCCUGGCGCCCCCUCCCGGCCGCCCCCGCCGCGCCGCGGCCCCUGGAGCGUCUUCCGCGGCUCCUGGGAGGAGGGGACGUUGCCUAAUCUCAGCCCGGGGUUAAAGUUCUGGUCCUGGUGAGAUGCUGGAAGCUGCGGCCGGAGCCGUCGCCCGUCCCGGAGGAGUCGUGUCGCCCGCCGCCGCCGCCCUCCCGGGGCCAUGUUCGCGCUGGGGUUGCCCUUGCUGGCGCUCUGGGUGGCCGCAGCCGACAGCCACCUGGGGGCCCUGGGGCCCAAGAACGUGUCGCAGAAGGACGCCGAGUUUGAGCACACCUACAUGGAUGAUGUCAACAGCGAGCUGGUCAACAUCUACACCUUCAACCACACUGUGACCCGCAACCGGACGGAGGGUGUGCGAGUCUCGGUGAAUGUCCUCAACAAGCAGAAGGAGGCUCCUUUGCUGUUCGUGGUUCGCCAGAAGGAGGCUGUGGUGUCCUUCCAGGUGCCCCUAAUCCUGCGAGGGCUGUAUCAGCGCAAAUACCUUUAUCAAAAGGUGGAACGAACACUAUGUCAGCCCCCCACCAAGAAUGAGUCUGAGGUCCAGUUUUUCUAUGUGGAUGUGUCCACCCUGUCCACAGUCAACACCACAUACCAGCUCAGAGUCAACCGGAUAGAUGACUUUGUGCUCAGGACCGGAGAACAAUUUAGCUUCAAUACUACAGCAGCUCAGCCCCAGUACUUCAAGUAUGAGUUCCCGGAGGGAGUGGACUCUGUGAUUGUCAAAGUCACCUCCAACAAGGCCUUCCCUUGUUCAGUCAUCUCCAUCCAGGAUGUCCUGUGCCCGGUCUAUGACCUGGACAACAAUGUGGCCUUCAUCGGCAUGUACCAGACUAUGACCAAGAAGGCGGCCAUCACUGUGCAGCGCAAAGACUUCCCCAGCAACAGUUUUUAUGUGGUGGUGGUGGUGAAGACUGAAGACCAGGCCUGUGGGGGUUCCUUGCCUUUCUACCCCUUUGUAGAAGAUGAACCGGUUGAUCAAGGGCACCGCCAGAAAACGCUGUCUGUGCUGGUAUCUCAGGCAGUCACAUCUGAGGCUUAUGUUGGCGGUAUGCUCUUCUGCUUGGGCAUAUUUCUCUCCUUCUACCUGCUGACCAUCCUUCUUGCCUGCUGGGAAAACUGGAGGCAGAGGAAGAAGACCCUCCUGGUGGCCAUUGACCGAGCCUGCCCAGAAAGCGGUCACCCCCGGGUCUUGGCUGAUUCCUUCCCUGGCAGCUCCCCUUAUGAGGGUUACAACUAUGGCUCUUUUGAGAACUGUUCUGGAUCCACCGAUGGGCUGAUGGACAGCACGGGCAGUGGAGACCUCUCCUACAGUUACCAGGGGCACGACCGGUUCAAGCGGCGCCUCCCCUUUGGCCAGAUGCGGCAGCUGUGCAUUGCCAUGGAACGUCCGCUUGACCCUGUGGGCACUCGGCCCCGACUGGACUCUCUGAGCUCUGUGGAAGAGGAUGACUAUGACACACUGACUGACAUCGAUUCAGACAAGAAUGUCAUUCGCACCAAGCAAUACCUCUGUGUUGCCGACCUGGCUCGAAAGGACAAACGUGUUUUGCGGAAAAAGUACCAGAUCUACUUCUGGAACAUCGCCACAAUUGCUGUGUUCUACGCGCUCCCUGUGGUACAGCUGGUGAUCACAUAUCAGACGGUGGUGAAUGUCACGGGGAACCAGGACAUCUGCUACUACAACUUCCUCUGUGCUCACCCACUGGGCAACCUCAGCGCCUUCAACAACAUCCUCAGCAACCUGGGGUACAUCCUGCUGGGGCUGCUCUUCCUGCUGAUCAUCUUGCAGCGGGAGAUCAACCACAACCGGGCCCUGCUGCGCAACGACCUCUACGCCCUGGAGUGCGGGAUUCCAAAACACUUUGGCCUGUUCUAUGCCAUGGGCACAGCCCUGAUGAUGGAGGGGCUGCUGAGCGCUUGCUACCAUGUGUGUCCCAACUACACCAACUUCCAGUUUGACACGUCCUUCAUGUACAUGAUCGCUGGGCUCUGCAUGCUGAAGCUCUACCAGAAACGGCACCCGGACAUCAACGCCAGUGCUUACAGCGCCUACGCCUGCCUGGCCAUCGUCAUCUUCUUCUCCGUGCUGGGCGUGGUCUUUGGCAAAGGGAACACAGCCUUCUGGAUCGUCUUCUCGGUCAUUCACAUCAUUUCCACCCUGCUCCUGAGCAUCCAGCUCUACUACAUGGGCCGCUGGAAGCUGGACUCGGGCAUCUGCCGGCGCAUCCUGCACGUGCUAUACACAGACUGCAUCCGGCAGUGCAGCGGGCCCCUCUAUGUGGACCGAAUGGUGCUGCUGGUCAUGGGCAACAUCAUCAACUGGUCUCUGGCGGCCUACGGGCUCAUCAUGCGCCCCAAUGACUUCGCCUCCUACUUGCUGGCCAUCGGCAUCUGCAACCUGCUUCUUUACUUCGCCUUCUACAUUAUUAUGAAGCUCCGGAGUGGAGAGAGGAUCAAGCUCAUCCCCCUGCUGUGCAUCAUCUGCACCUCUGUGGUCUGGGGCUUCGCCCUCUUCUUCUUCUUCCAGGGACUCAGCACCUGGCAGAAAACGCCCGCCGAGUCCCGGGAGCACAACCGUGACUGCAUCCUCCUUGACUUCUUUGACGACCACGACAUCUGGCAUUUCCUUUCCUCCAUCGCCAUGUUUGGGUCAUUCUUGGUGUUGCUGACACUAGAUGACGACUUGGACACAGUGCAGCGUGACAAGAUCUACGUGUUCUAGUGGAGCCAGACCCCUUGCUUCACUUGGACCCUGAGCCCCAAGCCGCACUGCCCAGAGCCUCUGGACUGCGGGCAGGGGCGUGAGUCCCAGUGCACUCGCUGCCUGGUGCUGGGUGGCAGUGGGACAUCGAGGCUUUGCCCAGACUUGGUAUGAGAGAGUCCUGGAGGUGACCUUGAGCCUUGCAGCUACCUGAUGCCAAGGAGGAGGACUGCUCCCCCGAAGCCCCAGACGUUGGCCAAAUUGCUGCUUUCUUCUCAGUGUUGGGACCUCUGUGGUCCCCUUCCGUUGGCUCUCCUUUGCCCCUAUACAGGAGGAAGGAGGAAAGUGUUGCCCUGCCCAUCUCAUGCCUUGCAUUCUGCCUGUCCUCCCCCACCCCUCAGCAUGGGCCUAGAGCCCCUGCUUCCUCCCAGACUCCAGAGUCCUGAUCUGGGCCCUGAUCCUCUGUCCUUCAGUAGGGUCCGCACUGUGAUUCAGGGUGGUCCCUGGCUCGCCAGGAAGGAAGUGUAGAGAUGUAGGAAUCUGGGGCUGGCCGGCCAGUGCCAGUCUUUUGGUGCUAAGGCCUGCGAGGGGGCCCUGGGAAGUGCUGCCUCCCCCUCUGACCUAUGCUCAGGGCUGGCUCUCCAACAGUGAGAAGCCACCCCAUGUGAGAGAGCCGCCCCGAGGGGCUGAAUUCAGAGGUCACCUUCCAUCCCAUCAGCCUCUGAGCUGAUGCUGGCACCAGUACUGGAGGGUAAAAGCAGCUCGCCUGUCUCCUUCCUUUUUCUCUCCAGGCCCUUAGUCCUGCCAAGCCCCAGGGGGGGCCUUUCAGUGCCAUUGACACCGCCCAAGAAUGACCAGGGCCAAAGGAGGGGGUACAAAGAGCCCGGUCCGUCCUGCCACCUCCACAGCUGCAGGAGCCCCAGUGCCUAUUUUAGGGGCCUAAGGAAGGGACGUGCUGUGCCCUCCGCCCCCAGCCCCAGCCUCACUGUAAGACCCAGUGCUGGCUUCUGUUUCCGUCCAGUUUCAGCCAACUUCUGUGCUAGUUACGCACAAAACCUUGGAGUUUACAGAGUUGCUCCAGCUCGGGCCUCUCGGGCUGCUCUGGGCCUAGGAGCCCCUUCACCCUGCCAGGUCCAUGCCAGAUGCCAGGGCCCGGGAUGUCGGGAAUUGAGCCUCAGCUGCCUCGGGGCCGGGGAGUGCAUUUUCUUCCCCCACCUGUUUUUAUAGCUCUCUGGGGGCUAGGGAGUGAGGAUGGGUCUGGAUCAUUUUCCAGAAUUCCAUUUAAUGUCUGUUUCCAUGCUAUGGUUGCAUUUCUGUUUUCUAUGAAUGAGUCUGCAUUCAAUUAAAGAAACAACCAGACGCA